Aspergillus campestris IBT 28561 is the source of this 2214-nucleotide messenger RNA. Its product is annotated as putative DNA repair protein. Gene Ontology annotation, molecular function: damaged DNA binding; 5'-3' DNA exonuclease activity. Bases 1 to 2175 code for a protein of 724 amino acids. The transcript is spliced from 9 exons. NCBI's taxonomy places the organism in Eukaryota, Fungi, Ascomycota, Eurotiomycetes, Eurotiales, Aspergillaceae. Gene Ontology annotation, biological process: protection from non-homologous end joining at telomere; double-strand break repair via nonhomologous end joining; interstrand cross-link repair. The record is from RefSeq and is a predicted model, not a curated record.
AUGUCGACCUUUGAUGGGGUUGUAAAAGAAUUCCCCGGAAUCCAAAUCGAUUACUUCCGAAAAAAUCAAGAUAGGCCGCCUCUGGCAUGCUUUCUCAGCCAUGUCCACAGUGACCACCUUCAAGGGCUGGAGUCUUUCCGGUCCCCGUUCAUCUAUUGUUCGGCGGCGACUAGAGAUUUGCUUCUACGCAUUGAGAAAUAUCCCCAUCGGAUGAAUUUCAGUAAAGGAAUCCUGGAGGCACGACGACUACACUAUAGACACCUAUCCAAGCUUCUGAGACCGAUCCCUUUGGAUACCCCAACGGAAAUCGAGCUAACACCCCGGGUCUCGAUCCGGGUCACGCUUUUAGAUGCAAACCACUGUACUGGGGCAGUGAUGUUUUUGAUCGAAGGCGACGGAAAAGCAAUCUUAUAUACAGGAGACAUCCGCGCUGAGACCUGGUGGGUUAACAGCCUUGUCCGACACCCGGUCCUCAUCCCGUACACGCUGGGGAGAAAGAGCCUCGACAACAUAUACAUCGAUAAUACGUUUGCACGCCAGUCUCAUAUCUACCGGUUCUUUCCGUCAAAAGCUGAGGGACUAGCGGAGCUUUUGCAAAAGGUCACGUCCUACCCAGCGAACACGGUCUUCUACUUUCGAGCGUGGACCUUCGGCUACGAAGAAGUCUGGACGGCCCUCUCAGCGGCCCUCAAUUCCAAGAUCCAUGUGGAUCGAUACCAAAUGGGCAUCUACAAGGCUCUGAAGUCCCCCGGGAAAAGCGAUGGCAUAGCAGCUUCGCUCUGCGGGUUUGCACUCGGCAACAGAGUGGUUACAGGCUGCCUCAGCGACGACGAAAAUUCCCACGUCCAUAGCUGUGAACCAGGCCUGAAUUGUCCGGUGCUAUCUUCCGAAAACACGGUCUUCAUAACUCCAAUCGUCAACCGAACCAAAGACGGGUCCCAACUCCCCGAGGUCGGCGCUGGCGGUGGAGGUGGUGACUUGUACCAGACCCACGACCUUGAGCUCCCAGACCAGUCAGCCCUGGACCAGCUGGACCAGCUGUGUCUCGAGCGCACCCACGACCCCCAUGCGUUGGAGCAAGUAAGGAAGACGCUCGCGCAGGCCUUCUGGUCGAAGAGCCGAACGCUCUCACUCGACAUUUAUGGAAUCAAAGACGAACACGACAUACCUCUCGAGAACCUCGUCAACGUCCUCAGUCGGGGUUCUACGGACGGGGGUCGGUGGGAUUCCAGGGAUGCUAGGUCAUCGGACCCGCUGCCCAAGAUUAUUCACUUUCCGUAUUCCCGCCACUCGUCCUACGCCGAACUCUGCGAACUGGUCGCUGCAUUCCAUCCAAAAGAGGUGUUUCCAUGCACAGUCGACCCGGGAACUUGGAAUGAAGAUGUCUCGAUGGUGAGACUGUUUGGACAUUUGUGCACGGGGACAAAAUUUUCCCACGACAACUACAUGCGAGACAUAGCCAACAGUGGCCAACGAAAGCGGCGUCGAUCAUCGAGCAAUGGGAUGACAACGUUUCACCAAGAACAACUGCCCACCUCCCAGCAGCAUAACACACCUCCAACCCCAACACCACCAUCACCAGCGCAACCAGCCGUACCCAACACCCUCGCAUUCCCCACCUCCAGCAAGGAAACAAGAAGCGCAAAACACGAUGAAAUCCGUCUCGCACGGCGUUUCCUCCAAAACAAUAACAACAAUAACGAUAACAACUUGCCCACAGCACAAAAGACCCACUUUGAACUCGAAUCUCUCCCAUCUUCCUGGACAAGCAACGACACCACCACAAUAUCACAGAAUCAGAACCAAUCCCAAAAUAUCGUCGUUCCAGCAAACGGUUCUUUUCCAGUACGCGACGACACCACCGAUCUCAACCUCAACCCUAUCUCUAACGUCAACCCCUCAAGCCCUCCCCCACGAACACCCUCCAUCACCACCUCCGCUUCACCAUCCCAAGACCAGCAGCAACAGAAGCAUUACCUCAACGACGAAAACCCCGAAUGGCCCAUCGACGACCUCGACCUCGAACCCAACCAUGAUAAUCACCACGAAACGGAAAUAAACCCCCGUCAGCGGGAGGCAUACCUCGCCGCACAAGCAGAUAGCUACGAUGCGUGGGCGGACGUGGGACUCGUUUCUGCGGGCGAUAAUCACUGUGUGGAGGAGGUUGAGUUGUAAAAUAGCCAAGUAGGUUUAACUAUAACCUGUAUAUAGAAC